Sturnus vulgaris (Common starling) is the source of this 5005-nucleotide messenger RNA. NCBI's taxonomy places the organism in Eukaryota, Metazoa, Chordata, Aves, Passeriformes, Sturnidae. The record is from RefSeq and is a predicted model, not a curated record.
GCCCUGACAGAGAGAGCGAACCUCCACCAUGAGCGUGAGGCCUCCGCAGGCCCCGGACAGGUUGAGCAGCCUCUCCUCUUCCCUGGGUGAUUCCCCUUCGGAGCGAAGGUCCCCCGGCCACCAGCGGCAGCCCUCGGACACCUCGGAAUCCACAGGGCUGGUGCAGCGCUGUGUCAUCAUCCAGCGGGACCAGCAUGGCUUCGGCUUCACCGUCAGCGGCGACCGCGUCGUGCUCGUGCAGUCCGUGCGGCCGGGUGGGGCUGCCAUGAGGGCCGGGGUGCAGGAGGGCGACCGGAUCGUCAAGGUGAAUGGAACAAUGGUGACCAACAGCUCCCACCUGGAAGUGGUGAAGUUGAUCAAGUCUGGUGCCUACGUGGCCCUGACCCUGCUGGGAUCCCCCCCUGGAUCCGUGGGAAUUUCGGGGUCACAGCAGGAGCCAGAACCCCCGGGAUGUCCCCAAGGGCCCCCCCAGCGCAUCACCGAGCCCAGGCCCCUGCAGGACCCCGAGGUGCAGAGGCACGCGGCGCAGAUCCUGCGGAACAUGCUGCGCCAGGAGGAGGCCGAGCUACAGCGUUUCCAGGAGCUGCUGCAGCGCCACCCGGGCGCGGCCGUGGAGGAGCAGCUGGAGGGAGCUCGGCGCCGCGUGAGCCAACUGCAGCUGAAAAUCCUGCAGGAAUCCCAGGGGGCCUCGGAUUUGGGGUUCCGGGCAGUGGAAGGAGAAUUUUUCCGGAGCCUCCCGGGCUCGGGGUCGGGAUCCCCGCGGCUCCCAGGACGAUUUUCCAUGGAUUCCCAGGAUGGGGAACCAGGGCUGGAGUCCACAGAGGGAUCAGGGAGACCCCAAAUCAUCGGCCCUGAGGAGGAUUGUGAGCAGGGAUACGCCAGCAACGAGAGCGAUUCCGUGUUCCAGGAUUUGGGGAGGCUCAAAUCCCGCCCUGCUCACCUGGGGGUGUUCCUGAGGUUCCUCCUGUCCCAGGCUGACCCCACUCCUCUGCUUUUCCACCUGUGCUCCGAGGUUUGCUGCCAGCUCAGCAACCCCAAAGAUUCCCGAGCCCUGGGAAAAGACAUCUGGAAUAUUUUCCUGGACAGGAACGCGCCCCUCCGUGUGAAGCUCCCGGAGCCGCUCCUGGCCGAGAUCGAGCUGCGGGUGCGGAGCGGCGAGGAGGCGCGGCCGGCGCUGCUGCAGGCGCAGGAAUUCCUGCUGCCCCACAUCCAGGAGCAGCUCCAGGAGUACAGGACCAAGCGCACUCUGGGUCUGGCCAGCCUGUACGGGGAGAACGAGCUGCAGGAGCUGGAAACCGGGAAUUGCCAGAGGGAGCCCCGGGAACGCCGCGAGCGGGAGAAGGCGCUGGCAGAGAGACAGCUGGGACAGCUGGGAGACAUCCUGUCCAAGUACGAGGAGGAGCGGAGCUCUCCCAUGGCCUUUGCCCUCAGCACCUUCAUGGCCCACGCCGGGAUCCGGCCCCGGGAAUUCCGGGAAUUCCGGAGCCCUGGAGGAGCCGCCGAGAAAAUCCUGGAUAAGGACAAGUGGCUGCCCUUCUUCCCCAAGGCCAAAAAGAGCAGCAGCUCCAAGAAGGAGAAGGAGCAGAGGCAGAACCCGAUCCUGAAAUACAUCGGGAAACCCCGGAGCUCCUCCCAGAGCAGUGAGUGCCCACUUUCCCCCCCGUUUUCCCUGUUUUUCCCAGCAGUGCGCCCGGGCAGUGUCCGGACCAUGAUCCAGCAUUUCGAGGGCGGCCACGGCGACACCGAGCCCGGGGGGCAGCGCCUGUCCACGGGCAGCGUCCCCGAGGGGCUGCUGGAAAACCACAGCUCCCGCCCCGAGGUGCGCCUGGGCCGCUCGGAGUCGCUGAAGGGGCGGGAGGAGCUGCGCCGCUCCCGCCGGGCCGAGCCGGUGCCGCGCUCGCGCAGCGACGUCGACAUGGACGCCAGCACCGACCCCCCCCGCCUGCACUCGGCCUCCUCCUCCGCCUCCAGCCUCUCCAACAGAUCCCUGGAAAAUCCAACCCCCCCCUACACACCAAAGAUGGGGCGCAGGUGAGUGACCCCCCUGGAAUUCCCACUGUCCCCAAUGCUGUCCCCAAUGUCCCCAAUGAUGUCCCCAAUGUCCCCUCUGUCCCCAAUCAGAGCUGUUUGUCACCGAGCUGUCCCCAAUGUCCCAAUGAUGUCCCCAAUGUCCCAAUGAUGUCCCCAAUGUCCCCAUUGCUGUCCCCAAUCAGAGCUGUUUGUCACCGAGCUGUCCCACCUGCGUGUUCUGCGUGUCCUGGACCUGCUCUUUUACCAGCGCCUGCGCCGGGAGCAGCUGCUGAGCCGGGAGGAGCUGGGGCUGCUCUUCCCCAACCUGCCCGACCUCAUCGACGUGCACAAUUCCCUUUUGGAAUCCAUGAAGAAACUCCGGGAGGAGGAAGGAGCCGUCAUCCGCCAGAUCGGCGACCUCAUGCUGGCCCGGUUUGACGGGGCAGCCAAGCAGGAGUUCCAGGCCGUGGCUGCCGAGUUCUGCUCGGCGCAGUCGGUGGCGCUGGAGCUGAUCCGCACCAAGCAGCGCAAGGAGAGUCGCUUCCAGCUCUUCAUGCAGGAGGCCGAGAGUAACCCGCAGUGCCGGCGGCUGCAGCUCAAGGAUCUGAUCGUGUCCGAGAUGCAGCGGCUCACCAAGUACCCGCUGCUGCUCGACAACAUCAUCAAGUGCACCGAGGCGGGUUCCCUGGAGCAGCAGAAGCUGUGCAGGGCCCGGGAGCAGUGCAGGGACGUGCUGCGUUUCGUGAACGACGCCGUGCGCGGCGCUGAGAACCGGCAGCGGCUGCAGGAGCUGCAGCGGCGCCUGGACACGGCGGCCCUGGAGAGGAGCAGCAACCCCCUGGCUGCGGAAUUCCGGAACCUGGACCUGACCUCGCACCGGAUGAUCCACGAGGGGCCCCUGACCUGGAGAGUGGGCAAGGACAAGAGUGUGGAGCUGCACGUGCUGCUGCUGGAGGAGCUGCUGGUGCUGCUGCAGCGCCAGGACGAGCGCCUGGUGCUCAAAUGUCACAGCAAGGGAGCGCUGGGAGCCUCCUCGGACACCAAGCAGAGCUUCAGCCCCGUGCUCAAACUGAGCUCGCUGCUCGUCAGAUCCGUGGCCACAGACAAGCGGGCCCUGUUCAUCAUCUGCACCUCGGAGCUGGGACCCCAAAUCUACGAGCUGGUGGCACUGACAUCCUCGGAGAAGAACACGUGGAUGGAGCUGCUGGAGCAGGCGGUCCAGGGGGCCACCAGGAGCGUCCCUGGGCCACCAAAACGGCACCAGAGCGAGGCCAGCGGGAGCUCGGGAUCCGGGCUGGGGCUGUCAGAGCCCGCCGUGUCCCCAGGGCUGGCCCGAGGAUCCGAGGCUGAGCCCGAGGAUUGUUCCUCAGCUGGCAGUGACCCCGAGCCCUCGGGCAGGGCCCCCCCCCCGCCGGAGCUGCCGCAGGAGCCGGGGGGGGAGGGGAUUGGGGACCCCGAGCCCAAAAAUUCCCCUCGGGACCCCGACCCCUCCCCCAGCCCGGGGCUCCCAAAACCCCCGGGAGGCGCCGGAGUGGCCGAGGCUGCACUGGAGGACGUGGAGACCCUGCGGCUCCUGAUUGUCCGGAGGCUCCGGCCGGGCCGGGACCCCGAGCCCGAGGAUGACGUCACCCCCACGCCCUCGGUGGCCGGAGCAGCUUCCGGACAGGCCUGGAAUUCUGGGAUGUCCGGCCGGGAAUUCCCAGUGUCCGGCCGGGAAUUCCCAGUGUCCAGUCGGGAUUCUGGGAUGUCCAGCCGGGAAUUCCCAGUGUCCAGUCGGGAAUUCCCAGUGUCCAGUCGGGAUUCUCUGAUGUCCAGCCGGGAAUUCCCAAUGUCCAGUCGGGAUUCUGGGAUGGCCAGCCGGGAUUUUCCAACGUUCAGUUGGAAUUCGGUGCUCUCCAGCCGGGAUUUGCCAAUGUCCAGUCGGGAUUCAGCAAUGUCCAGUCGGGAAUUCCCAGUGUCCAGCCGAGAUUUGCCAAUGCCCAGUCGGGAAUUCCCAGUGUCCAGCCGAGAUUUGCCAAUGCCCAGUCGGGAAUUCCCAGUGUCCAGUCAGGAUUUGCCAUUGUCCAGUCGGGAUUCAGCAGUGUCCACUCGGGAAUUCCCGAUGUCCAGCUGGGAAUUCCCGAUGUCCAGUGAGGAAUUCCCGAUGUCCAGCCGGGAUUCAACAACGUCCAGUCAGGACUCAGCAACGUCCGGCCGGGAUUCCGUGACGUCCAGUCAGGAUUCCGUGAUGUCCGGCCGGGAAUUCCCGAUGUCCGGCCGGGAAUUCCCGAUGUCCGGCCGGGAUUUGCCGAUGUCCAGUCGGGAUUCUGGGAUGUCCACUCGGGAAUUCCCGAUGUCCAGCCGGGAUUCAGUGGUGUCCAGUCAGGAUUCGGUGAUGUCCAGCCGGGAAUUCCCAACGUCCAGUCAGGAAUUCCCGACGUCCAGUCGGGAUUCGCCGAUGUCCGGCCGGGAUUCACCAACGUCCAGUUGGGAUUCAGCAACGUCCAGUCGGGAAUUCCCAGUAUCCAGUGGGGAAUUCCCAGUAUCCAGUCAGGAAUUCCCGGUGCCCAGUCAGGAAUUCCGAGUGUCCAGUCAGGAAUUCCCGAUGUCCGACCGGGAUUUGCCAAUGUCCACUCAGGAAUUCCCAAUAUCCGGUCGGGAAUUCCCAGUGUCCAGUGAGGAAUUCCCAGUGUCCAGUGAGGAAUCCUCGGUGUCCAGCCGGGAAUUCCCGGUGUCCAGUGAGGAAUUCCCAAUAUCCAGUGGGGAAUUCCCGGUGUCCGGCCGGGAUUUGGCCGCCCAGGAGGGAUCCCAGGAAGGGCCGGAGUGGCCGGAGCCCAGCGGAAUCCAAAUCAACCGGAAAGCCCAGGAGGAGGGGCCUGAGGAGGCCACGCCCCCGAGCGGCUGCAGCCAAUCAGAGCCCGAGCUGCGGGAAGGAGGCGGAGCCAGCGCCGAGGGGAAUUUUUUCUACCUGAGCCUCCCCACGGUGCCCCCCCGGCCAGGAGGGGACAUUGGGGAC